AUCCAAUAAACACAAAAUCGAUAGUUUAUGAAUGAAAAUUUGAAAAACUCUCUCUCUAUAUAUUUAUUUUUAAACAUCAAAUUCAAUAUCUCAAAUUUAACACUGAAAUAAUGAACCAAUUUGGUAAACGGACACAUUUGAAAUAAUAUCCAAAUAUUAUUUUCCUACAAGUUUUUCUAAAAUAUUUUUAAAACAAAAACAUCAAAUUUAUUAAUGUAAUACUAUUUCAUAAUUAUAGAGGAAAAACAGCAUUGAUGAUUGAACCCCCGGAAAAUUAGCAGCUUGAGCCUAAAUAAAGCAACGAAAUAAUUUCUAGAACGUUUGACUUUCAUUUCUCUCUUUUGGAAAAAAAAGAGAAAAAAAAUUGAAGCUUGUCCAUGGGGAUUUUUCUACAAUUUUCAGAGGCUUAAGAAAAUAAUAUAUUUUUGUUACUAAUUUUUUGAAUUUCAUUGGGAAAAGAACUUUUUUUUGUUUCAUUUUUUGAUUUUGAAAAAUUUGAAUGUUCUUAAUCAUCUUGAUCAUCCUCCUACAUUGUUUGCAUUCUUUCUAUUUUUCAGCAAAAUCUUGGUUUAUAUUUUUCAAAACCAAGAAGGUUGAGUUUUAUUAUAUUAGAAUUUGUUACUUUUACUGGUUGCAAAUGCAAUCUGGGGAAUUUUCUAUUGUGGCUCCUCCUAACCUUUCCCCUUGGAACCUCUCUACAUUUGAGGAAGAUGACAUUCAUGAAACCGAAAAAACAUCCUCCAUAACAGUAUCGACAAAUUCUAAUGUAACUGCAACCAAAGGCUCCAGAGUUCACAAUUCAUGUGGGGUAGCAGAUAACUUCGUUAUAAUGACAGCGCUCAGGAGCAAGACCCUCUCCUUGAGAGAUCUGCUCGACUUAUCGCCUUGUUUUGCUUCCGCAUCUGUAAAUGAGCUGCUGAUAUUGACCCUGAAGGAUCUGCAUAAAAUGCAUCCUUCCGUCAACCCGAAUGUUCCAUUAUCAAGUAUUGAUGGAGCAGGAAUGGAUCAGGCACUACAAUGCUUUUGUGAUACUCUGAAAUCAAUCGGGGUAAUAUGGACACAUGAUGAUGAAUUCAUAAAGAAAUUGGAUGAGGAAUACAGUAAUCUCCACAAUGACUCAAGGCGUUAUGGAUUGGUAUUGCUUGAUGAGAUGAUUAAGCUAGCCACUGAAAGGGUGUUCGACGACAUGAUGGACGAGGAUGACGAAACGAGAGAUGAAAGUCCUUCACCCGACCCAUUUGGGAGGACUCUGUCAGUGUCUCAUUCGAGCAACGAGUCCUCCCUCUCAAGCCCUCCACCUACUCCAACUUCAGUCCUCUCCCCAGUAGUUAGUGCUUCACAGAAAAGUGAACUCAAUGCCCAAGAAACUGAGAAGCUAAAUCCUACUAUUGAUGUAAAACGCCUCUAUUUUGACUUGCUCCCUUAUGCAAUAGCUCAAGAUCCAAAUUAUGUUGUUCAACUAGCAAACAACUUUAGUGAACAAAAAUCAGAAAUACAAGGAAACCUUGGUUCUGAAGUGAAAGAAGGGGAUGAUUGUGAAUUUGGCCAAGAUUUUGAAAUGUUGGACUCACCAGAUAUUCCACUAACUGAUAUGGACAAUGUAUCAGAAAACGAAGGGACUUGUCGGACUGGCUCUCCAAAUAAUGAGCUAGUGUCAAGUUGUGUUUCGUUAGAUGUGCUUUUACCUCCACCUACACUCCCUGAGUUGAUAUCAAAUGUAGAAGAACAGGCAGCAGCUCCAUCAGCACCAUUUACAUUAUCUUCAAAAGCCAUAAAGUCACCAUCUUUGACAUCAAAAAACACAGUAACACCUCCGCCCCCACCCCCACCCAUGACAUUACGAAACACAUUAAGAAACACAGUAGUGCCGCCCCCUCCACCCCUACCAAUGACAUCAAGAAACAUUGUAACACCUCCACCUCCAACCCCACCACCACCAAUGGCAUCAAGAAACAGUGUAACACUGCCUUCACCCCCCCCACCACCAAUGCCAUCAAGAAACAUAGUAACACCUCCAACUCCACCCCCACCACCAACAAUGACAUCAAACUGUGUAACGCCUCCACCCCCACCACCAAUGGCAUCAAGAAACAGUGUAACACCUCCACCUCCACCCCCACCCCCGCUCUCACCAAUGACAUCAAGAAACGUAGUAACACCUUUGCCUCCAUCCCCACCACCACCAGCAGAUCCCAUGAUGGUGCCUGCACCACCUCCAUUGCUACCUAAAACAACAACAAAUAUAACAACACUUCCACCUCCACCACCGCCACCUCCCAUGACAUCUAGAAAUGUAAUAGCAGCUCCACCUCCUCCACCACCUCCCAUAGGAUCAAAGGGUAUGGCAACUCCACCCCCACCUCCACCGAUGGCUUCAAAUGGAGCAGUGCCAGCACCACCUCCACCCAUGCCAAAGGGAAAAGGACCUGCAACUCCACAAUCACUAGGGUUUAUGGGUGUGUUACGAGUUAAGAGAGCAGCCACUAAAUUGAAAAGGUCAACUCACAUGGGUAAUCUUUAUCGACUUCUCAAGAGCCAAGUUGAAGGCUCUAGUUUAGAUACUACAUCACAUCACAGAGUAGGAAAAGUUAGUGGCUCAGCAGGAGGGAAACAGGGAAUGGCUGAUGCAUUAGCUGAGAUGACGAAGAGGUCAGCAUAUUUCCACCAAAUUGAAGAGGACGUUAAAAAUCACGCCAAAAAAAUCAAGGAGAUACAAACAGCCAUUACUUCUUUUAAAACAUCAGAUAUGUCUGAGCUCACUAAGUUCUACAGAUAUGUAGAAUCUUUCCUUGAGAAAUUAACCGACGAAUCUCAGGUGCUAGCAAGAUUUGAAGAUUUUCCCACCAAAAAGUUGGAAGAACUGAGGAUGGCAGCAACAUUAUAUUCGAAGUUAGACACAAUAGCCACUACUUUGCGAAAUUGGCCGAUAGUCUUACCUGUUGGCGAACACCUUGUCAAAGCUGAGAGUUACUUUAACAAGAUCAAAGUAGAAAUAGACAAACUGGAACGGACAAAGGAUGAAGAGUCCAAGAAAUUUAUAAGCUAUAACAUUCAUUUUGAUUUCAACAUCCUUGUCCAUAUCAAGGAAUUAAUCGUAGAUGUUUCCUCAAACUGCAUGGAACUUGUCUUGAAGGAGAGUAGAGAAGCAAAGACAAGAGAAAACGGAAGAGGUGGAUCGAAAAAUGAUGGGCGAAAAAAGGGAUCACGUAAACUGCUAUGGAAGGCCUUCCAGUUCGCAUUCAGAGUCUAUAGUUUCGCUGGUGGGCAAGACGAUCGUGCUGACAAGUUGACUAGGGAAUUGGCUCAAGAAAUCCAAACAGAUCCUAACCAAUAGAAUACUCAGAAGGUGGAUGGAGCUUUUGAACAAUUGGUUUGACAAUUGAACCCAAUAAUUUCGACAUGGAAUAUAAAUAUAUACUUAAAAAAUCCAAAUAAAUAAAUAAAUAAAUAUUUUGAACCCAUAAUCUAAAAAGUACAAGGAAGUUCAGUGCUUAAAAUAUCAAAGGGUGAACCUAUUAAGUUUAAAUCUUGAAUCUGCCUCUGGUUCCACCACUUCUUAAUAGUAAUGUCAAUGAUGCUGGUGAUAUGAAGGCAUCGUGUAGAUGCAUUUUGAAAACAUUGCCCAAUCAACAUUUUGAAGGAUUUUCUGGCAAGGACCUUAAAGAUGAAGUUUCAAGCUGCAACUAUCAUGCAUAUACUAGGAAAGAAUUGAUAUGCGUGAUAUCAAUUUUGUUUAGACUGCAGGCAGAAUUGAGCUAAAUCCUAUAUAUUUCAUCUUAGUAACUGAUUAGUAGCAAGUUCGCAGCACGAGAUUGUCUAUUCUUUUAUAAUUCAAGACUUCGUAUCUUCAGCAUUUGCCUAAAUUUUGCAUUACAAUCUUUGCUAGUUCUUUUGUAGUCAGAGGCAGAGCCAGGAUUUCAACUAAGGGGGUUCAAUAUUCAAAGAAAACUUAAUUGAAGGGGUUCAACACCUACUAUAAUCACAUAAAAAAUAAAUGUAAUCAUGUAUAAAUAGUAUAUUUUUCUGUGGAGGGGUUCGUCCGAACCCACUAAAGAAGGUUGGCUCCGCCCUGCUUGUAGUCGUAUUUUUUGCAAUAAGUACGGAGACGAAUAUUAUAUCUCAAUUUACUGUUCCUCAAAUUAUACUCAUUGAUAUUUGCUGAGA
This is a messenger RNA of Capsicum annuum, 4164 nucleotides long. RefSeq names its product formin-like protein 12. The transcript is spliced from 9 exons. The record is from RefSeq and is a predicted model, not a curated record. NCBI's taxonomy places the organism in Eukaryota, Viridiplantae, Streptophyta, Magnoliopsida, Solanales, Solanaceae. Gene Ontology annotation, cellular component: chloroplast outer membrane. Gene Ontology annotation, biological process: chloroplast organization. Bases 500 to 3334 code for a protein of 944 amino acids.